Messenger RNA from Ricinus communis (castor bean), 647 nucleotides. RefSeq lists its product as uncharacterized. The transcript is spliced from 3 exons. The record is from RefSeq and is a predicted model, not a curated record. NCBI's taxonomy places the organism in Eukaryota, Viridiplantae, Streptophyta, Magnoliopsida, Malpighiales, Euphorbiaceae. Bases 209 to 475 code for a protein of 88 amino acids.
GAAAUAGAAGUAAACGAAUGCAUUUGCCACGUGCGAGAAGCUGAAAAGACAAAACUGUCCUUUACUCACUCUCUCCAAACAACGAACACGAUUACCAGACCUCCGCUGGAACCACUAACUGAAAAUACAAUUUCGUCACUCUAUUCAGUCAUCUCUCAGUUGAAGGAGAGAGAUAGAAGGAUCAAAGAAAUAAUAAAGUAAAUUGAAAAUGGGAGGAGACCAUGGACACGGAGCUGAGGGAGCUCAUGGAGAUUUCAGAGCGAAGGUGUGGAGCAUGCCUGGAGGCCCAUAUUGCAGACCCAAACACUGGCGCCGCAACACUGCUAUCGCCAUGGCUGGCCUCUUCCUCGUCUGCAUCCCUAUCGCCAUGAAAUCUGCAGAGCUCGAGCAACGGCCGCAUCAUCCUGUUCGCCCAAUUCCAUCGCAGCUUUGGUGCAAGAACUUUGGGAGUAAAGAUUACAACGAAGUGAAGUGACAGUAGAAAAUAAAUUUGAUAUAUGUUGCAGUUUGGCAAAACAUUUCUUGGAUGUUUUCAUUGCAGAUUUGAGCAAGAGUUUGGCCCAAAAAUGCCAGAAUAAGAUUUGAAUGUAGAACUUAAGGAGUGGGUUGUUAUCUCGAUUAUUAUACUAUUGUUAAGUUGCUUUUUA